AGUCGUUGUAGAGGAACACCGAUGUGCGCCCGUAUGUACUCGGUGUAUUUGAAGCUACGUAAAUUUUUAAUAUCCGAGAGCGCUACGUCUUAUAUAUUUUUGAAAUAAAAACUCCUUCGCACGCUCUUGUUUAUGUUUUGAAUUUUCUGUGAAUGAGUGAAACUUUUGGCGGGAUAAUUGAUGGAAUGAUCACCGUGCGGUUGUGAUCUCAGUUAUAUCGUUUUGCGAAGUGCUUUUAAUAAGUUUUCUGAAGUGUUCGCGUGUAGAGAUUUGUGCGAGCGUCCUGAAAUUUAUUCAUUGGACAGAAGCAGCAUGGUAUGAGUGGCCGGGUAGGCGCGACAUGCGGCGUGCGCCGCUCGCGCAACCUGCCGCCGUCGCUCUCGCGCUUUUUGUUCUUCUUCACUUCGUUAACGCUGGAUCAAUAGGCCCUGGUGUGCCAGAGAAUAUAACUGUAACUUUUCUGAAUCCAACUACGGUGAGAGUCUCGUGGUCUACUGGUGCAGAUCUAGUAGAAAAGUAUGACGUCACGUACAAGCCAUCCGAUGCUAGUUACAGAGUGGUGCUGGAGGUGGCUGGUAAUUCCGAUGCCGUUAUUUUAAGCGGACUUGAAGCAGACACACAGUAUCAGGUUACCGUAGCUGCCCUGUGGGGCGGUCAUAAGUACCGCAGCAGACCCAUUGUCUUCCGCACGCUGGAGCCCCCUCGGACUUCACCGCAACAGGACGGGGGGCUGGUGGGAGCGACACCCCGUUCCUCCGUUUCACCGCCCGAUCCCUCACCCACCUUCCCCACGAUACGAGGAGUGGAAAUAGGCAUCGUUGUGCUAGUGCUGAUUGUAUGGAUCGGGGCUAUUGCCCUUUUCUUCAACCGCUGGGGAAAAAUUCGAAUGUUACUACCAUAUCAACCUGACUAUAAGCAAGAACAGUUAAAGGUACCAGGAAGCAGUGCCUUAGCAGCGGCUACUGCGGGAGGUACAUGCGGAGGCCACUCCGCACCGUCAGCUUGUUCGCAUAUGCGUUGGUCGCACACGCACACCCAAAGUUUGGAGUGUGAGGAGAGAUUGCUGGCGCGGUGUAAUCGGCCGCGCGUUAACUCUGCAAUUUUUGUAUCGGCUGAGCCAACUGGAUUCGCUGGCUUUGAUCCUGGCGAGUUCCUAAGGCGUCAUGGUUCUCAGUCUAAACUUUGUCGCAAAGCAAGGUCUGCUGACAACAUACCACUAACAACGAUGAGCGACUCCUCGGAGCGGCUUUGUAAAGCUAAGGCUCCUAGGGAAGAAACAAUUAAUGAAGAAGCGAGUAAGUCUGACGAUAGUGGAAGUGUCGAGACGGUAAAGCACUUUGGCCUUCCUAUUCUCUCAGUCUCCGGUCCUUCACCUCCAGUAGAAGAUUACGACCAAAUAGAUGAGUACCUGUAGCAUUUCCAUACUAGUUUCCAGCUGAAAUAUGUGCUGGAAAAAAUGAGGCCACCUUGGCCCAGUCCUGCACAAAGUCCUAAGUCUGAUGAUUAGACUUACGAUAUCUAGCACUCAGCGCAUGGAAACUGUCUAUUAUACUUUCCUUCCACAGUGUCUUGGUCACAGAACUACUAUGUAUGUGAUAUUCACGCCACAUCGAUUUUCGUCUGAUGACUUUUACCGUGUCUUGUCAAGGGACCAUAGUGAUUUGUGUGAAGUGUUUUUCAUUAUUCCUUUAGAUAUAAAUUUAUAUAACUAUAUCCCCAUAUUCUCUAUUGAGUGAUAAGUUGAAUUGAACCAGUGGUUUAAUUACUUAUUAUAAUAUACUUAAUACUAUGUAAGAAGUGCACAAAAGUUCGUAAUUAAAUUUUAAAAGUGCCACUUUUAUUCUUAAUUUCUAUACAAGAAUGGUGUCUAUAUAUGUAUUCUUCUAAGCAAUCUCUUCUAAGCGUAACAUAAAUAUAGUAUAUAUAAAUAAUAAUCUCCAAUAUCGUAAAAAUUUUAAUAAAACUUCGUUUGUAAACUCUAGUGAAUACGAGUAGAUCAUUUCUUAAUAAUAGGCAAGAAUUUAGUAGUUAUAAUAUACUUAAACAAAAAAAAAAAAUGAAUACCAUUACUAUUCAUACUUACUAUAGAAAACUAUUUUAUCUAUCAGUAGCAUAAAUUAUUAUGAAGUGAAUUGAAGGUUGAAUUUUGGUCCAAUGAAAUGUAAUAACUGCACGACACUUGGUGUUAUAGUAAAUGUAAGAAAUCUUAUAGAGAUAACGGAAGUAAAUCAAGGAGUAAUGUGACUUUGGAGUGCUUAGAUAAUUACUUAAUAUAUUCAUAGCAUAUAGACUUGAAAAUUAUAGUUUAAAUAAUAGUAAUUACACAAUUAUAGAAUUUAAUAUAUUUAAUAAAUUUUCUUUAAAUAUUUUCUUUUCAAAUUAUGGUGUCAAUUAAGGACCUAUAAAUUAUAAAAAUAUUUACAGGAAUAUUUAUAAGAUUGGUGUUAAGACCUAAAGGCACUAAUUAGGUCUGCAUAAUGUUUUGUUUACAAUUUUGUACUCGACUCUUUGAAAUUCACAUUGAUUGGUACUGGUAAUUUGGGACCAGAUGGAAAAUUAUGUAACUAUGUACUUUGGGUGAACUCAUUUAAAAACAGUCAUAAAAUAAUUGUAAAAGUAAGACUAUUUAAUUCCCUCCAAUAUCAUUAAACUCAUAUUUAUUCAAAGUUCAUGUACAUUUUAAUUAUAAUUCGAUCGCUACUCCUCUUUUUAAUUAAACUUUACUAUUGUGUGUUUAUAAAAAUAUUGUCUAAUAAAUGUUGGUCAAUUAAAUGAAAAUCAAUUUAAUAUAUAUUUUUUAUAAUUUAUACUUGCGAUGGUUGGCACUUGGUAAAACUUCAUCUUUGUUUUGGAUUGACAUACGUACCUGAUUAAAAUCAUGCCCUGAUGAUGCCGUAAGUCAAAAUCGAUCGACUUUAUAAAAAAUGAAUUUGUAAACAAGUACAUGUUGUGUCAAUGCAAAUCAAUUUUUUUUUAAUUUAAUAUCAAACCAGAUUUUAAUUAAGUUGCAGAACCAAAGUAAAUGUAGAAUUGUUCUUGAUUAGAAUUAUUAUUUCUAAGUGGGUCUACUCGUAAAUAUAUUAAGUACAACGAUGAUAGAAUUGUUUGUUAAUGAUUCCUUAUAAUUAGAAAAUCUAUAAUUACGCUAGCAUUUUAGAUGAUAUAUUGAGUAUUUCAAAAUAAAUCAUUGUGGAAAGUUACAAAAGACGGGAAGAUAUUUUAACGAAAAAGAUGCUGUUACAAGUAACAUGUGACUUGUUUUACGUACGAAAGAAGUUAUAUUGUGCCAAGAAACAAUUAUUUCCAUAGCCACUAAAGCCUAUUAUUUUAUAGAUUAUAUAAAAUAAUCCAGUCUCCUUGUACUCAAUAUUAAGAAAACAGACAAAACCUUUCACUCAUAUUUUCUUCGAUUCUAAAUAAAUAAGUGAGUAGUUUUAUUAACUAUAAUUAAAUCAAGAAGGAAGAUGUACAUAUCUAUAAAAACACAAUGUAUGCUCAUAUACCCAAUUAUUGUAAGAUAAGUUAUUUGUAAUGAACAAACUAAUUGUAAUUAUAUUGACAUCUACUAUGGUACUUAUUAAUUAUCACAAUGAAAUAAAAUAUUGACAAU
This is a messenger RNA of Parnassius mnemosyne (clouded apollo), 3610 nucleotides long. The record is from the annotation of a GenBank genome assembly. Lineage: Eukaryota; Metazoa; Arthropoda; Insecta; Lepidoptera; Papilionidae.